Molecule: messenger RNA, 1335 nt
Organism: Dermacentor silvarum
Lineage: Eukaryota; Metazoa; Arthropoda; Arachnida; Ixodida; Ixodidae
Product: multiple coagulation factor deficiency protein 2 homolog
Exons: 4
Coding region: 263-742 (159 amino acids)
Molecular function (GO): calcium ion binding
Source: RefSeq, a predicted model, not a curated record
GUCUUAUCAGCGUCCAACGUGGCUGUCCCGUAGCCGCUAUCCCUCUUUCGCGUCUCCGCCAGCAAGAAGAAAGCGCGCCUCGGCUUCCGCAGCUGCCACUGAAACUGCCCGUCACAUCAGCCGCGUGCCCUAGACAGUUGUUGCGCUGUGUUUUACGCCAGGACGCGGAACUUGCCUGGGGAAAACAAAAGCCCGCCGCGGAGUCUUUGUUUCUGAGUUUGGCCGUGCGUUCUUCGUGCGUUCUUUUUCGUGCUGUGCCGUGAUGCGGUCGACGCUCGGUUUUGCGGCUGCUGGCCGGACACCGGUGCUCGCUGCGUUCUGCCUGCUGUGUGCGGUUGUGUGCUGCGUUUUCCCAACGGCGGCUGCGAAUGCCGACGACGGUGGCGACAAAGUGGCCGAAGUGCGUCGGAAAUUCGGAAAGAGGGACAUAAUCCACGACAUCGAGCACCUCAAAGAAGAUCUGAAGACAAUUACAGAUCUGCAAAUCGAGGGCAAGCUUACGGAAGACGAGACUAUAUUUUACUUUCUUCGCAUGCACGACUUCGAUGACAACAACAUGCUUGACGGCUGGGAGCUGCUGACCGCGAUGAAGCACAUGGGGACGCACGGCCAUGGUAAGGACGAAGCCGAGACCGGAAUCAAUGAGACAGUUGAGGCCGUGGACGCCCUGAUGCACUUUGACAAGAACGAUGACGGAUUCCUGGAGUACGCUGAACUUCGCUCUUCCUCUGACGAACCAUAGAAGGCUGACCUCGUCACGUGAAACCUACGGUGUCAUCGUUUUUCCUCCAUGUUGUGAUUUACAGUAUUUAAGGAUGGUGUGGUCACGGCAUACAGUUUGUGCGAGCGUCAUCUUAACGAAACGCAUCCUCAUUGAACCGAGCUUCUGAUGUCUCCAGGUUGUUUAAAAUUACGUGGAUUAUAAGCAAGGAGCGAAGUUGGCAGCUUUGGCGGUUUUAUUCCCCCAGUGUAUUGGUUGUUUUAUAUGUUUUGAAGUCACGCGGAAUGAAGUUUAUUUUAGCGAGUUGUCAAACCUUUUAGUUUUUAAGGUAUCUGAGAUAAGGUUCAAGCUGUAGAUCAUCAGCUCUCAUCACACUUCUUUCAUUUAAAAACGAAAUCUUCGAAGCGGUGUUAAUUAUCAUUUAAGUAAUCAAAAGCCUUGCCAACGACGUGAUCGCCACAAAUAUUAUCUGAGGUGCUCGCUUACGUAUAAUCGCGAUACAAAUGUGAUUCCACUGUCACUACUUCUGGCAUUAGUUUCUGCCAAAUUUUUUGUGCAUCUGCCAUAUAAACUUUGUAGCGGAGCUCAAAAAUAAACAUUUCAUUGUUUCCUCG